Messenger RNA from Lotus japonicus, 3286 nucleotides. RefSeq names its product transcriptional corepressor SEUSS-like. Gene Ontology annotation, cellular component: transcription regulator complex; nucleus. Bases 381 to 3032 code for a protein of 883 amino acids. Gene Ontology annotation, biological process: negative regulation of transcription by RNA polymerase II; positive regulation of transcription by RNA polymerase II. The record is from RefSeq and is a predicted model, not a curated record. Lineage: Eukaryota; Viridiplantae; Streptophyta; Magnoliopsida; Fabales; Fabaceae. The transcript is spliced from 10 exons.
GAGAGAGUAGCGAAAAGAAAGAAAAAGAAGCAAAAAUUCAACCAGAUCCAAUAAUACCUUGACGUCCGCAGUAACAGUAGGCUCUCUCUCCCUACUUUCUCUCUCUAAAAAAACAGGAGAAACAAAACAACAACUGGGUAAUCUUCUUCCUUGAACCAGAACAGGAAGAAGAAGAAGUAGCAGAAGCAGAAACCCUAGAGAGAAAGUAACAAGCUUCUCAACUCAAUUCAACUCAAUUCAAAUUCACAGCUUCCAUUCAAUUCAAUUCAAUUUCCAUCACAUUCUUUUCUCUUCAAUUUCAACUUCUCGCUCAGUCCAACUCGUCCCAGUCAUGGAUCGUCCAAUUCGCUCCACGUAAGGUGAGUGAUUGUUUUGAACGAAUGGUGCCACCGGGGCCACCCACUCCGAUUGGUGGUGCCCAGUCUUCCUUCCCGCAGAUGGUUUCGCAGAGAACUCAGUUCAACAACAUGAACAACAUGCUAGGCAACAUGUCCAAUGUUACUUCCAUGUUGAACCAGUCUUUCCCGAAUGGAAUUCCGAAUUCCGGGCUCUCUGGUCCGGGAAGUAGCCAGCGUGGUGGUAUUGAUAAUAGGGCUGAGCAGGAUCCGUUGUCCAGUGUUGGCAACGGGAUGAGCUUUGGCAACCCUUCGUCGCCGUUUGUGCAGUCCAAUAUGGUGAGCCCUGGUUCAUCUGGUCAAGGUCAGGGUCAGGGUCAGGGUCAGGGUCAGCAAUUUUCAAAUGCUUCUGGUAAUCAGCUGUUGGCGGAACAACAACAUGCCCAACAACUUGAAGCUCGAAAUUUCCAACAUAGUCAGCAGCAGUCAAUGCAAGAUUUUUCCACUCUGAACGCGCAGCAGCAACAACAGCAGCAGCAUUUUCAAUCAGUUCGAGGAGGGAUGGGUGGUAUUGGACCGGUGAAGUUGGAGCCCCAGGUAAACAAUGAUAAGUUUGGGCAGCAGCAGCAGUUGCCAUCAUUUAGAAAUCUUGCUUCAGUUAAAUUGGAACCGCAACAACUUCAGGCAAUGAGAGGGCUGGCUCCUGUUAAAAUGGAACCCCAGCAUUCUGAUCAGCAAUUUUUGCAUCAACAACAGCAGCAGCAGCAACUUCUCCAGAUGUCAAGGCAAUCCUCUCAGGCAGCUGCUGCACAGAUGAAUCUUUUGCAGCAACAGAGACUUUUGCAAAUUCAACAACACCAGCAACAACUUUUAAAGGCAAUGCCUCAACAACGGUCGCAGUUACAACAGCAGCUUCAACAGCAGAAUAUGCCGAUAAUGUCUCCUGCGAAACCAACAUAUGAACCUGGGAUGUGUGCUAGGCGACUGACGCAUUACAUGUAUCAGCAACAACAUAGACCUGAAGAUAACAACAUCGAUUUCUGGAGGAAAUUUGUUACUGAGUAUUUUGCUCCCAAUGCCAGAAAGAAGUGGUGUGUUUCUAUGUAUGGAAGUGGAAGACAAACAACUGGAGUUUUCCCUCAGGAUGUAUGGCACUGUGAGAUAUGUAAUCGCAAACCUGGACGUGGGUUUGAAGCAACUGCUGAGGUUCUUCCCAGGCUUUUCAAAAUAAAGUAUGAAAGUGGUACUUUAGAAGAGCUACUUUAUGUUGACAUGCCUCGUGAAUAUCAUAAUUCCUCCGGCCAGAUUGUCCUAGAUUAUGCAAAAGCAAUACAAGAAAGUGUUUUUGAGCAACUUCGUGUUGUUCGUGAUGGUCAACUUCGAAUAGUUUUCUCUCCAGACCUGAAGAUAUGCUCUUGGGAAUUUUGUGCAAGGCGCCAUGAAGAGCUCAUCCCUAGAAAAUUAUUAAUACCUCAGGUUAGUCAGCUUGGAGCAGUUGCUCAAAAGUACCAGGCAUUAACUCAAAAUGAAACCUCCAAUUUAUCCGUUCCAGACUUACAAAAUAAUUGCAACAUGUUUGUUGGAUCAGCCCGUCAAUUGGCAAAAGCUUUAGAAGUUCCAUUGGUUAAUGAUUUAGGAUAUACGAAGAGAUACGUACGGUGCCUACAGAUAUCAGAAGUGGUAAAUAGCAUGAAAGACCUAAUAGAUUAUAGUAGAGAAACAGAGACUGGACCUAUGGACAGCUUGGCUAAAUUCCCUCGGAGAACUAGUGGUUCAUCUCGACUACAUAGUCAGGCACAACAGUCUGAAGAUCAAAUGCAGCAGCAAUCACAGCCCCAGCAGCAGCAACAGCAUAUGGUGGCCCAUACCUCAAAUGGUGAUCAAAACACUAUGCAGACUGCUUCCCUGCAAAUGACUUCUAACAAUGGUGUUGCUUGUGUAAAUAACACUGUCAAUUCAGCAUCUUCAUCAACUGCCACGAGCACCAUUGUUGGACUUCUCCACCAGAACUCUAUGAACUCUAGACAGCAAAACUCUAUGAAUGUGACCAGCCCGUAUGGAGUUAGUUCUGUUCAGAUCACAUCUCCAGGUUCCUCUAGUACGAUGCCACAAGCACAACCAAACCCAUCCCUUCAAUCUUCAACACCGUCCGCAUCUAACAACAACCCUCAAACAUCUCACCCCGCCUUAACACCCGCAAAUCACAUUGGUACAGCAAACUCACCAGCUAACAUUUCCUUGCAACAACAGCAGACAUCUCUUUCAGGGGAAGCUGACCCUGGCGAUGCUCAGAGCUCAGUCCAAAAGAUCAUUCAUGAGAUGAUGAUGUCCUCCCAGAUGAAUGUCACAGCAGGAAUGGCAGGUAGGGGCUCUCUUGGAAAUGACAUGAAGAAUGUAAAUGGGAUUCUACCAGCGAGUAAUGGCAUGGUUGCUAAUGGGGCUAUGAACAGUAAUUCUGGUGUUGGUGUUGGAGUUGGUGGUUAUGGCACAAUGGGUCUUGGUCCAUCUGGUAUGGCCAAUGGAGUGAGACAAGCAAUGGGCAAUAAUUCAGUUAUGAAUGGAAGGAUAGGAAUGGCAUCUAUUGCCAGGGACCAAGCUAUAAAUCAUCAUCAGGAUUUGUCAAGCCAACUACUUAGUGGGCUAGGAGCAGUUAAUGGUUUUAGUAAUCUUCAAUUUGAUUGGAAACCAUCUCCAUGAGAGCCUUUGUAAUCUUAUGGAUGUUGCGGUUCUUUUGCAGCUGCUUGUGCAGCAUGAGAAAUGCAAGAAUUGCCUUCGGGUCCAUGAUGGUGGCCGUACAAAUGUGGGUAGUGAUAGGUCGAUCUACUAAUCUGUUAUUUUAUAUAUAAAAGAAAUGAAAAUUUGUUGGCUGGUUGUUUGUCAGAUGAGGCUGAUUUUUCUACAUUCAAUUGUAACUUUAAUUUUGUAUUUCUUAAAUAUCAUUUUUACGAUCA